Molecule: messenger RNA, 3241 nt
Organism: Mus pahari (shrew mouse)
Lineage: Eukaryota; Metazoa; Chordata; Mammalia; Rodentia; Muridae
Product: translation initiation factor IF-2-like
Exons: 1
Coding region: 1108-1704 (198 amino acids)
Source: RefSeq, a predicted model, not a curated record
GCGGCGAGCAGCCGGCCUUGGCGCGCUCGCACACGGAGCGGCACGGUGGUAGCGGCUUGUGGUAGUCAGGCAAACAGAUGGGCGUGUACAUGGAGCACAGGAAGAAGCGCAGGUCCGGGGAGCAGUGGAUCUCCACCAGCGGCCAGAAUUGGUGCACCUCCAGGCCCGCUUCGUCCUGCGUGUCAUGGUUGAACUGGUUGGGCAUGUGCGUCAGGUUGUAGCCGAUGCCGCGGCACAUGGGCACCGUGAUUUCCUGGCACACCGGGGCCUUGGAGGCGGCCGCUGCCCGGCCCACCAGCUGAGCCAGCAACAGCAGCAGAAGAGAGGGAGGCGCAGACGGGUCGGGUCGAGCCAUCGUCUCCUUCUUCCCUUUGCCUCCCGCUGCCCGAGAGGGUCUGCGUUGGCCGACGAAUCUGCGGCCGGGGCUUCCCUCUCCGGAGUCUUGAGUGUGACGCCCGGGCUGGCAACCUGUUGGUUUCUUUUUCUCUUAAAGAAAUCCGUCCAAAGAUAAACUGUUUCGGGAAGGCGCUGCCUCCGCCGGCAGCACUCAGUUCCACACCAGAUAGGGCUGGAGGGAUGAUUAGGGCUCCGACUCCAAGGACAGAACUCUUAAAAGAGAAGGUAGGGGAAAAGAAAAAUCGCAACCACUCCUCUUAGAGGAGCGCCAACCACUUGGUCUCCGUAAACCGGCUCCAAUAUCAAGAUUAACUCCUUUCCUCCCCUCCUCCUAGAACCAAACUUCAGACGCCCCCACCCCCUCCACCCCACUGCCGGCGCCCGCCUCUCUUUUCUGGCCCGGCCCUGCAGGCUGUGCCUGGGGCCAGAGAGCUCAGUCCCCUAGAUGGGGGCAGAGGAACCGGGUGAACUGGGAAGACGCGGGCUCUCACCUCGGAGGAUCCUACUGGGCGGCAGAUGUCUGCGACCAGUCGGGCUCCUCAGUCGCGCGACUCCGAAUCGGGCCAGAGCUGGGAAAGUUUAACGACAAGCUAGGUACCUGUGGCGGCGACACAUGGCAGCAGGUGGAGGGCGUUUCAGAGAGCAGGGCGCCCCUCGACCACGGGCGGCGCGGGCCGGUCAGUCGCCUUCUCUUCCUUCGGGGCCCCCUGCAUGAUUCGGGCAGAGCAAGGCAGGGGCAGGCCGUGCCUUCCACCGGCGUCCCGGGGCCGGGACGAAGGGCAAGGGCGCCGGGCAGCACUUGAACUGCGCGGAGAGGGGUGCGGCAGCCGGAGGGGACCCCGCCACCUCACAGCACAGCGAGCAGCCAGCGCUGGCCGGGCGGGGACUGCAUGGUCCGCGCCCGCCGCCGCGUCCCGCCAGCCGCUCGCCGCGUCCCCUGCAGGGGGCUCCGCGCUCCAGCAGACUCCGGGGGGCGGUGGCGGCGCUCUCGGGACGCGCCCCGCUCGGCUCCUCCCCCGCGCUCUCGCACACUUUCGCCCACCUCCAGGGAGCUCCGAGCAGUGCGCGACGGCAGCGGACAAGUCUCGGCCGCAGGCUGACUGCCCUCUCCCGCCCCGCCCGGGUCACCUGCCUCUAAUGCCCGCCGGGAGGCCCCGCCCCGGGACCGCCCCCUCCCGCCCUGCCCCGAGCUGGGCCGUCCCACGAAGCGCUCUCCGGGUCCCCGCCCACCGCCCUGCUGUCCUGGCCUCUCCGCGAGCGCCCCGCGGCCCCGCCCGGAGCGGGCAGCGGAAGAGCGUCGGCCAAUAGUGGAUCGGGAAGUUACGAGGGCGGGGUCAAUGCUAAUCAGCCCUCCCAGAGAACCCGGGCGGGAAACCCGGCCCCAAGUCCUUCUGGAGUUCUCUGCGGUGGUUCACCAGGAUGGUACUCACUUUCCUGAGGGUUCUGCUCUCUGAACGCCGGCUUCCAGGGCCUCCACCAGGCCACCUCUCUUCAGCUAAGUGUCCUUAUCGAGGUCUGGCGCUUGUUUAAAGGGAUGAGAGGUCAAUUCGGCUGUGCCACCUGUCCUCUUUCUAAGCUGCCUUGUGCUAGGUGACAGACGUGCUAGUACUUAAUGAGCAACCUCGUGUUAGUUAAUCGUUUACACCUUGAUACGCGAUCUGGAUACCGUAGGAUUCUGAGGCCAGAACGCCUCAGAACUUGACCUACACAGCUGAGCUAACAAGACAGCAGAGACGUUGACAAACUUGUGCCCCUCCCUGUGCGAGCUCCUGGCACACAGUAGGCGCUCUGAUGGCAAACCUGGAAUCCGAAACCAGAAGUUGGACAGCAGAGUUCACAAUCUUUACCACUCACCCCUCCCUUGGAAAUAUCGAUAUUUCCCAGGCUUUGCCCUUUUAUAUACAACAAAAUCUUGUCGUUGUGACAAAAGAAUGAAUUUCUUUCCAGUUUUGGAAGUCUCUAGAGACGUUAGUCCUUAGCAGUUGCGGUUUAUAAUCCCUGGCAGAUCCGAAUUUGCCCACAGAGAAAGACUCUUGAACUAGAACAGUGUACAGCUCAGGGUGCUUGGUCCCCCAGGGUUGGCUGCUGUGCACUCUGGCGAGGUUGAGACCCGAUAAGAGGGGCGCACUGGGGCAGUAGGAACCGUGAAAAGACCUGCUGCGCACAAUCAACGCAGGGACACACAGUGGCGCUCUCCUGAUGGGUUAGUAUACUCCAAGUUUUAAAUGUCCCACAAACGCCUCUCUUCUUCGAGUUCUAAUUAGGUUGGGAGACCGAGGUGUUUAGCAUGCUUGAAAUUCGUUCACACGCUUAUGAAGAGGCUUUAAAUUGUAUACUGCUCCUUCACUCCUCCUUCCGCUGGGGGAGGGGAGUGGGAGGGAUUUGAAGUAGGGGAGGGCAUAGGGGUACUUGAAGGACUCUGAACUGGUCUCACUGGCUGAGAGCUGUUGGGUGCUAUUGUAUUCUGUGCGGUCUGUACAGGCUGAAAAGCCAUCUUCAGUUUAUCAGCAAGGCGUGGUGGAGGCUAAUGAAAGUCCGUGUUUAAUCUCAGACAUCACAGCUAAAUGUUUAUAAUGUACAUUGCUUCAUUCCCUAGAAUUCUACAAGGUGUCCAUAUUUAAUCUCUUUUGUUCUUAGUAACCGCUUGGCCCUUGGGGUCUAGAAACAUCCCGGGCUAAGAAUUAUUGGAGGGGUGGAAAACUAUCGCACCCCAGUCAGAUAAGGAAGGACCCGCAGUGGAAAGUCUGUCCAGCUUGCCAACAUGCCAAGGGAGGCUGUUACCCUUUAUGUGCUGUGUAUGUUGCUGCGAUGGACAAGUGUUGGCUAAUAAUAAAAAUUAUUUGGA